AUGAUACAAAAUCGUUUGGAUCGAGGAGAAGGUCUUGAACACUUUGAAAUGACUCCCGAGCAAAUACAACACUAUCAAAUUUUGUGCCUCAAUAAGAACAAGUCUUUUUUCACGACGACUACGACUACGGCUAUGACCACGACGAGUGGUAGCAAUAGUGGUGCAUGGAUACAACAACAACAACCAUCAACAACAACACCUUCCAAUCUCCAUCCCAAUUCGGGAAUUCAUCAUCUCACGACGACAAGUACAACGAACAACGGAUCUGCUCCGAAUACUACUACUACUACUACUUCCUUGUCAUCCAUGAACAAGAACCUUUCUGUUUCUCCACCAACACCAUCAUCCAUGAUUCAUAGUCAUUCACAACCUAAUAUUAUGGAUUCAACAACAAUCAUCAUGGCGCAAUCAUCAUUCACCAGCAAUGGCGGAGGAGGAGCUUCUUCGAUCAUCGUUAGAAAUAAUUACUUGCUAUUUCCAUCUGCCUCUUUGGUGAACUUGACAAGCUUGACAGGAAAUACUUCGUACUUGUCAUUACCUAUUCCUCAACUGUGUUCCUUUAACAAGGCCAUGGAAAUAUUGGAGAAUGCUUGGGAUGAAGAUGUUUUGACAAGUGAGGAAAAGGAUGCAAUCACUUGUUUCAAACAAACGAAACGAUCUUUUACUGGUAAUGAAAAUGUAUCCAAUGCAGAGCUACAAAAUUUGGUGUGCGCCGAUCGAUUCUUAUUGGAUGUAUUCCUUCCUAUGAAUCAAUUAAUGAAUGAAAAUGCCACAACAAGUAGUCUCACGAUUGGAUUAGUAUUUUUGAAAGAUUUCAAUACAAUCGGAGAGGAACGAGCAGGUAUACUUCCGCUUGCUCUCCAAGUUGGACCUGCAAUUCUUUACUGGUCAGCAUCUAGGCAUGUGGUUUGUGACCUUCGAACAAAUACUGAGAGAAAGAAACUCAAAUUAAUACCCAUUGCAAGAAUUGAGGGAACAAGAAAAGUGGCAAUAGCGUUAGCAACGAUUGCCAAAACUUGCUGUCGAUUUAAUGGAAAACAAUAUUAUGAUGAGAUAACAUGUAAUGGACAACACUUUAUUUCAACAGUUUUAUCUAAACUCAAUUUAGAAGGAAGUAUGCUCACUCGUACGCAUUUUCAAAAUGGAGGAUAUUUUGAGGACUUGAAGCGAGGUCAAUACAAAACGGUCUAUUUCUAUUCGAAGAGUAUUAAAGAAAUUAUCAAGGAUACAAUUGAGAUUAACAAGGACAAUCCAAAAUGGAGAGAAGAAUGCGCUGCCACUAUUCACGUUCCUGUCGAGGAUAUUAAUUAUUUUUUGGACAAUGAUUUGAUUCAUUUCACAAGUCGGUCACUUUUAGACAAAUUUGGCCUAGCGAUUUCACAUUUUUCAAUCAUUGGUGGUUUUUCUGAAAAAUAUAGUAAGGAACGAUCAACUGAUAUUGACAAUUACUGGGUGAGCGAAGCAGGAAGAGAGGAUUAUGACUUUCUUCAUGUUUAUGACAAAUUUUUUGACAGUCAACUCACUGAGGAUCCAACCAAUCCCAAAUACCUACCAUUCCAAAAUACUUCCUUUUUCUUUUUUGAUGACGAUUCUAUGACCACUGGAAGUGGCUUAAUGAAACAGUCUCCUCUGGGCGAACUACAAAAGAACUACAGAAUUGCAAUUCCAUCAAGAAGAAAAAUUAAAAUGGAAGAAUAG
Messenger RNA from Naegleria fowleri, 1698 nucleotides. RefSeq lists its product as uncharacterized. The transcript is spliced from 3 exons. Bases 1 to 1698 code for a protein of 565 amino acids. NCBI's taxonomy places the organism in Eukaryota, Heterolobosea, Eutetramitea, Acrasida, Naegleriidae. The record is from RefSeq and is a predicted model, not a curated record.